GCUCACAUGUCUCAUGUGAUAAGCGGGCGAUCAGUUGAAAAGUAAACAUUCAAUGAUAACAGUUCGUAUUGUUAGAAAAUCGGCGUAAUUAGGUGAGAUAAUUCUUCUCGACUCCAUGCCACUGUACCAAGAGCAUAAGGUAAGCCAAAAAUGAUGUCCAUGGUCAAUCCCACCAACCAGUUCUACGAGGGUUGCGGUCGCGAGGGACCGAUUCGAUGUAUUCUGCUCAGUGAGUUUCAUGCCACGGCUGGGUCGAAAAUUUGCUGCCAGGUGCCGGACAACUACAUCUCCAAGGAGGUGUUCGACUCGAUUCGAUUUUUCAUCAUUCCCAAGCCGCAGCUGCAGCGUUGCACGCUGACGGUGAAUGCUCUCGGUCACAAAGUGAUUGGUUACCCGGUGCGAAUUGACCACCAGCGCUAUCCGCGCAAUGCAUUCUAUUUCAAUCUGUGCUUCGUGUGCGAUAGUUGGGCACGUUCCGUGCAGCACGAGCCAGUCGUGAAAAAGCUCUCCGAGUACCUACUGAUGAUGGAAGAGGAAACGGCAUUCCUAUCCAAUCCGGAAAAUAAUUCGCGCAUUCAACACUUGCUCGGUUGUAUUCUACGCGAUCUGAACGAGAAACAGGUGGCCACAAUCGUGGAGGGUGAAACGACAAUUUAUUUAAAAAUACUUAAACUGAAACCGGAUCCCCCACCGGUGCAAGAUCAUCUGGUUCCGCUGAUAUGCAAGGGCUUCGAGAACAUUUCGAUGGAGGCGUGGGAUUUGACGACGCAGCAGGUGGUUCCGUUUAUCAACGGGAUUAAUCAUGUGGCACGAAUCGCGGCGGAAGCCGACGUCGAGAAUCAACUGGUCAAGUCGUGCAUUCAGAAUCUGGUGUACUACGGAGUGGUUCAGCUGCUUCCACUGUUGAAGUAUAGUAACGUGUACAUGUGCACGCGAAACCUGCAGAAUCUGAGCAAGGAUCGUCAGUUUGCCGAAGACUGCCGCCGGUAUGUGCGGAUUGAAAGCGAGAAGGAACCCCAGCGGAUGCUACCGUCGCUGCACAAAAUUCUUUCCUUUUACUCGCAGAUGACGCACGGCGUCACGUUGCGGGCGCUUUGCCAGCGGCUGUGCCCCCGGGAUAAUGGGAUUGACGAGCGGAAGUUGGUUACUUUUGGGCUGCAGCACUGUUUGAUACGGUGCAUCAACAAGUAUCCCGUCUUUACUGGUUCGUAUCCAAACGCGCGGCACAAGUUGUACACCGGGCUGAACAGUUUGGAUGAGAUUUGCUGCAAGACGGGGCUGUCGCCCCGGCGGAUUGAAGAAGAUAUCGAUGUGGAUUCAAAUGUUACCGUUAUUUGGAAAUAAGGUAAAGUAUAAGAAGACUGCCAUACAUGAA
This is a messenger RNA of Wyeomyia smithii (pitcher-plant mosquito), 1375 nucleotides long. RefSeq names its product GATOR complex protein NPRL2 (gene Nprl2). Bases 151 to 1344 code for a protein of 397 amino acids. Gene Ontology annotation, biological process: positive regulation of autophagy; negative regulation of TORC1 signaling; cellular response to amino acid starvation. The record is from RefSeq and is a predicted model, not a curated record. NCBI's taxonomy places the organism in Eukaryota, Metazoa, Arthropoda, Insecta, Diptera, Culicidae. Gene Ontology annotation, cellular component: GATOR1 complex; vacuolar membrane. Gene Ontology annotation, molecular function: GTPase activator activity. The transcript has 2 exons.